Messenger RNA from Fundulus heteroclitus (mummichog), 2948 nucleotides. RefSeq names its product gamma-aminobutyric acid type A receptor subunit delta (gene gabrd). NCBI's taxonomy places the organism in Eukaryota, Metazoa, Chordata, Actinopteri, Cyprinodontiformes, Fundulidae. The record is from RefSeq and is a predicted model, not a curated record. Gene Ontology annotation, molecular function: GABA-A receptor activity; neurotransmitter receptor activity; extracellular ligand-gated monoatomic ion channel activity. Bases 422 to 1807 code for a protein of 461 amino acids. Gene Ontology annotation, cellular component: membrane; synapse; GABA-A receptor complex. The transcript has 9 exons. Gene Ontology annotation, biological process: signal transduction; nervous system process; chemical synaptic transmission.
UCCAUCCAUCCCUCUCUCAGUCUCGCUCUCCCCGCUCUGGAUGACAGGAGGCAGCGGCAGUGUUGGAUCGGCUCUUUCAGUGCGCUCCGACCGGGAUAUUUCUUUGAUUUCUCAGGCGCGCUCUGCGUUGGUGCGCUCAGGAACUUGGAGGAUCAGGGGGGGAUUCCAUGAUGGGGUCCACCUCACCACCAUCGGCAUCGGCUUCGCCAGCGGCGGUAUUACCAUCAUCAUCAUCAUCAUCAUCAGCAGCAGCAGCAGCAGCGGCUCCAGACUUUACUUUGUUCUCCGCUGCGCCGGAUAAGGAGGAGAGCGAACUGAAAUAAAACAGAACUUACCUAAAAUCAAACUCAUCGGCUUUCAAGGAGGGAAACUUUUUCUUCUUCUUUUAAAUAGAUUGCGGUUUAUUCUAAGGGGCUUUGGAAUGGAGAGCCUAACUUUCCUGAUGUCCAGUCUUGCGGUGCUCUUCUUCGGAGGGGAUAUUUUCACCAGGGCCAUGCUGAGUGACAUUGGGGACUAUGUAGGUACAGACAUUCAAAUAUCCUGGUUACCUAACCUGGAUGAUUUAAUGAAGGGCUAUGCCAGAAAUUUUCGCCCUGGGAUAGGAGGUCCACCAGUGAAUGUGGCCAUGGCUAUUGAAGUGGCCAGCAUUGAUCACAUCUCUGAAGCCAACAUGGAAUACACCAUGACCGUGUUCUUGCGGCAGAGCUGGCACGACAAUCGCCUGUCCUACAAUCACACAAACAGGACUCUGGGACUGGACAGUCGGUUUGUGGACAAACUGUGGGUACCCGACACGUUCAUCGUUAACGCCAAAUCUGCCUGGUUCCAUGAUGUGACGGUGGAGAACAAGCUGAUCCGCCUGCAGCCCAACGGAGUCAUUCUCUACAGCAGCCGCAUCACUUCAACAGUAGCGUGUGACAUGGAUCUAACCAAGUAUCCGAUGGACGAACAGGAGUGCAUGCUGGACUUAGAAAGCUAUGGCUACUCCUCAGAGGACAUUGUGUAUCACUGGUCAGACAGUCAAAAGCACAUUCAUGGACUGGACAAACUGGAGCUCUCCCAGUUCACCAUCAUAGACUACCGCUUUGUCACCGAAAUGAUGAACUUUAAAUCAGCGGGACGGUUUCCAAGGCUCAGCCUUCGCUUCCAGCUGAGACGUAAUAGAGGCGUCUACAUCAUCCAGUCAUAUAUGCCUUCUAUACUGCUGGUUGCAAUGUCUUGGGUGUCCUUCUGGAUCAGCCAAUCAGCAGUUCCGGCUCGAGUAACCCUAGGGAUCACAACAGUUCUCACCAUGACUACCCUGAUGGUGAGCGCUCGCUCCUCCUUGCCUCGGGCAUCAGCCAUCAAGGCACUGGACGUCUACUUCUGGAUUUGUUAUGUGUUUGUGUUCGCGGCGCUCAUUGAAUACGCCUUCGCACACUACAACGCUGACUACCGGCUCAAAGAGAAGGCCAAGGUGAAGGCAAACAAGCUCACCUCCGAGUCCAUAGUAAAGAAUGGCAAGCAGGCAAUGGUUCUGUUUUCCCUGUCGGUUACUGGGAUGAAUCAGGGUGUCGUCAUUUCCAACCGGCAGGGCCGAACGCAGCGCUCGGGCAGCGAAAUCCCCGGCGAGGGAGGGACGGAGGCGCCUGAGCCGAGCAGGAGAAGAUCCAGGCCGGCGGAGGAGAGCAAGGAGGACAAAAAGUGUUGCUCCAAGUGUGUCUGCAAGCCCAUUGACGCAGACACCAUCGACAUCUACGCCAGGGCUGUGUUCCCUUUCGCGUUUGCCGUGGUGAACGUGAUCUACUGGGUGGCGUAUACGAUGUGAGGAGGAGGCCGCAGGGUCGGAGGUGCCAACGGAAGCUGUACACAGGAACCUGCUGGAGUUGUGACUUUAAAGAGCUGGCAGAUUGUGCAGCUAACCUAUACUGCAGGCCUCAGCAAGAAGUAAACUUCGAAAUAAAAUGAAGCACAUACUGUAGGAGCCUGUGAACAUAGAAACAUGGUACUUAAUGGGAGUAGUUAGGAGUGUAAACUGUUAGAAGGACAUAAAUAUAUCCCAUCGCAAAAACAGCUAGGGAUGUUUAAUGGCACGUUACUUAGUUGCCUGUUGGAGGUUCACGUACAUAUUAAGAUUUGCAUCCCGCUAGAUGAAUGCAACUAAAUAACAGAAAACAUGACGUCUCUCAUAAGCUUUCCUCUAAACAAUCAAAGUUCCCCUAUCUCUAUUUCAUGAGCCGCCUGCAAUCUCAGAAAAAAACAAAACACCUCUUAGGCAAGAGGAUGACGAGAUGAGGUGUACCGCUAUUCUGCAUGGCUGAUAACUCAUUCCCACUCCUCCUUCACCAUUACCAGGCCCCCCCCCCUGCCCCUCCACCCAUUUCUUUUUUAGUUCAUUUUCAUGUUGAGGCCACAGUCUGGAGCGUCUUAUCUCCUCCUGCCAGUUCUGCCUGUUUCCUUGUUAUUAAAGGACGUCCACCACUACCGUGUGUCCGUCUCUGUAUCUCUCCUCACCACAAAUAAUCACAUGGAUGUUAAAUGCAUAGUUCUUGGGUGAUUUGAAAAUACAAAUUGAAUUGCUGUCGGCAGAUGUAAUUCAUGUAUACUUACACAGAUAAAAAAAAAAAAUACUUGUUUGGGAUUAUGAAUAAAUCACUUUUCAGCAAUUACAUGUCAUGAAUGGCGUCGUGUCACACACUUCCUACCCAUGUCUUUUCUUUGACGGAAAUAGGAAAUUGAUUUGAGGAAAUUCUUGGAUGAAGAAGCACCACUUCUCUUAGACCAAUUACGGCAUUCUUUGAAAGCCAUAUAAUUUUCGUAAAUACUGAGUGUCUUGCAGCUGGAGCGAAGAAGCAGCUUAAACAAACAUUAGAAAUGCCUCGUUUAAUCCUCAUAUGUAAAAAUUACUUUUGAGUAUCAAGUUAUUAUUAUUUUUUUCAUUUCACAUAAAUAAAAAAUAAACCAUGCAA